Messenger RNA from Drosophila obscura, 4617 nucleotides. It is a transcript of the gene ASPP, whose product is annotated as apoptosis-stimulating of p53 protein 1. Gene Ontology annotation, cellular component: nucleus. Bases 425 to 3613 code for a protein of 1062 amino acids. The record is from RefSeq and is a predicted model, not a curated record. NCBI's taxonomy places the organism in Eukaryota, Metazoa, Arthropoda, Insecta, Diptera, Drosophilidae. Gene Ontology annotation, molecular function: p53 binding. Gene Ontology annotation, biological process: regulation of apoptotic process. The transcript is spliced from 7 exons.
CUUACCUGUCGACCGACGUGUUUUCCCGAAGAAUAAUCCGAGUCCGCGCGUUUGUUCCAGGUGUCUCUCUGUGUGUGUGUGUGUGUGUCUGUUUGUGCGUACCUUACCUCUCUUCUACACGCGCGUGUAUCAGUGUGUCUGUGUGUAUUCAAUUAAUUACAAAAGCAAAAAAAGAAGCAGCAGCUCUGGGAAUUGAAUGAAAGAAAGGCAAAACCCCCGUUGAAAAAGAGUGUAUGCAAAAUAAUAGUUGCGUGAUACAAAAAGGCCAUCAAAAGAGGCAGCAACAAAAGAGGUAGCAUGAAAGGUGAUUAAUUCACUUAAAAGUGCAAUUAAACAGCAGCAGCAGCAGCAACUACAAGCAGCAAAAUCAUUGGAGCAGCGCAAGGUGCAGACAAGAUUGGAUGAGAGUCUCUAACGUCAUGGUAUGAAGGAGCCGACGAACACUUUGGAUGAAAUUGUGCCCAGCAGGCUGACAUCAGCCGAACUGAGGGCGAUGGCCUUGAGACAGCAGCAGCAGAUCGACAGCCAGCACCAGCUGCUGGCCACCAAGGAGCAGCGGCUGCGCUUCCUCAAGUCCCAGGAGGUGCGCAGUGCCGUGGCCAGUGCGGAGGGCGAGCGACUGCGACGCCUAAGGGAGCGCGUAGAGGCGCAGGAGUCCAAGCUACGACGCCUUCGUGCGUUGCGGGGUCAAGUGGAUUUGCAGAAGACCUACAACGUAACCCUGAGCAACGACUUGGACUCGAUUCGGGCCCUGUUCAGCGAAAAGGAGAAGGAACUGAGCCUGGCCGUCGCCAAAGUGGAGGCCCUGACACGGCAGCUGGAGGAACUGAGGCGGGAUCGCCGCUGUCCGGUGAAUCUGCUGACGUCCGCUACGGGCAAUGGCGUCGCACAGGCUCUGCCCCCACAGGCAUCCCGUGAGCUGGAGAAACUGCGAAGGGAGUUAAUGUAUCGCAAUCAGUUGUCCCUGCAACAGGAUGCACGACUGCACAUGCAACGCGAGGCAUUGCAGCAGCGCCAGGCGGAGCUACGGUCCGUGGAUCAACGAAUCUACGAACUGCAGACGCGCCUCCAGCGCAAGAAGCAGGCGAACACUCAUCACCAGCAGCAACAGCAUAUGCAACAGCACCAGCAGCAGCAUCAACAGUUGCAACAGCAACAACAGCAACAGCAGCAACAGCAGCAGCAGAAACAGCAUACGCAGCAGCAUCCACAGCAGCAUCCAACGCAGCAGCAGAAACACCAGCAGCCACUUCAUGUCCCCGUGCCCGUCUCGAACCCGUCCUCCAAGCACGGCGGAGUGGCAGCCCUCAAGCAGCAGCUGCUGCAGAAGCAGGUCAAUCAACUGGCGGCUGCCGCGGCUGCUGCCGCCGCCGGACGGGCCCGAGGCAAUGUGGCCGCCGUGGAACCCUUCAUCCACACGCCACAGAAGUCCACCAUCACGAGCACCGCCAGCUAUUUGAGCGGCGGCAAUAUGCUAAAGCAUGCAGCGGCCACGGCCAACACCAACCAACAGAAUCAGCUCAUUCAGGACUUGACCCACAUGAAACUGGGCCAGGUCAGUGGUGGGGGAUUCUUUGCCGGUUCCGUGCCCGUUCCCGUUCCCGUCCCCGUUCCAGUUUCAGUGCCUGGCGCCAACUCCAGCAGCGAGAGCGAUGAAUCGAAGCUGGCCAAAAAGCUGCUGACUGCAGUGCCAAUUCCAGUCGCAGUUCAGGCCAAAACGGGGGCAGAGCUGCGGAAGCAAGCCCAAACGGAGGCCAUGGACAGCACCACCCAUAUCUAUGCAGAAGUGGGGCCCAAGAAGCGGGACAGGGAAGCGGCAGCCGCUGCAGCAGCAGCUCAAGCACAAGCUGCGGCCGAAGCAGCUGCAUCCACAGUGACCCCACCUGCCCCCACGAAUGCCAGCAAAAUACCCAAGAGCAUCUCCAGCAGCGGAAGCACCAGCUCCGCCUCAGCGCUGAUCAAUAAACUCAACCAGCAGGUCACCAAGGAGAGCCAGGCAGAUCCAGGACACCACCAGCAGCAGCAGCAGCAGCAGCAGCACCACAAGAAGAACGAGAUUGCGGUGACCAGCGAGACGCUAUCGGAGCGCAGCAACCAGCAGCAGUUGACGGUGCACAGCAUGCCCCUUGGCGCCAUCAGCAAGUCGGUGGCCCUGGCCGUGUCCAAUGCCGCCAAGCCGCUUCAGGUGCAGGUCACCAAUCUGACGGUGCCGCCCCGCAAGCCCAUCAGCAGUGUAGCUCCCAAUUCGGUGAGCGGCAGCAGCAGCAGUGGCGGUGCCAGUGGCAGUGGCAGCUCCAUUCCCAAGAUGAUCACCUACAGUCCAAAGGUGAACCGUGUGGCGCCCAAUGUGGUGUUGGCCGAUCCACGCCCAGCCCUGCCGCCCAAGCCCAGCAAGAUGUCGCCCACGGAGCAGUCGUCGUCAUCCCCUGCAGAGGCAAGUGCCAGCCCGACUUCCGUCCCUCCGCCGACUGUGGCCAAGUCCCAGAGUCAGGGGCAGGCGCAAGCACAAGCACAGGUGCAGGCCACCUUCGGCCUGCAGUCGCUGAACAUCAACGACAAUCUGCCCAUCAAGGCCAAGCCUCUGACCAUCCGCAAGCAGCCGCUGUUCGAGCAGCCGCGGCUCAAGUCCAGCCAAACGGGCACGGGAACCAAUGUCGGCCAGCCGAAACAGCCACUGCUGUCCCAGAGGAAGUCGGAGCCAUCCAGACCACCCCCGGAAUCAGCUAAAUCUUCGCCCGAUCCCUCGCUCCAGCACUCACCCAGCAGUGAGUCGAGCGUGGAUGAGCCAGACCGUGUCGUCCCCACAAAGGCGGAGCAGGAGACACCUGUGGCACCAGCACCCACCGCAGCCGGCACCACGAGCAACAUCAAGGAGCGGACGGGAGGCAAACCGAAGCUGGGGCGACGCGUCAGCUUCGAUCCAUUGGCCCUGCUGCUGGACGCCAGCCUCGAGGGCGAGCUGGAGCUGGUGAAGAAGACGGCGAAGCAGGUGGCCAAUCCCAGUGCGGCCAACGACGAGGGAAUCACAGCGCUGCACAAUGCCAUCUGUGCCGGGCACUUUGACAUCGUAAGUAAGUGGAAACCUUCAAUCUGCGCCGCCUGCCGCUCCCUUCAUUCAUCUGUCCCGUCCCCCAUUCAUCUGUUCAGGUUUCUGGUGGAGUUUGGCUGCGACGUGAAUGCCCAGGACUCGGAUGGCUGGACGCCGCUGCACUGUGCGGCCAGCUGCAACAACCUGUCGAUGGUCAAGUUCCUGGUGGAAAGCGGAGCCUGCCUGUUUGCCUCGACCCUGUCCGACCACGAGACGCCCGCGGAGAAGUGCGAGGAGGAUGAAGAGGGCUUCGAUGGCUGCUCAGAGUAUCUGUACAGCAUCCAGGAGAAGCUGGGCAUCCUGCACAAUGGCGACGUCUAUGCCGUGUUCUCCUACGAGGCCCAGAACGGCGACGAGCUAUCCUUCCGCGUCAACGAGCCGCUGAUCGUGUUGCGGAAAGGCGACGAUGCGGAGAACGAGUGGUGGUGGGCCAGGAAUGCCAUUGGCGAGGAGGGAUACGUGCCGCGAAACCUCUUGGGUUUGUACCCACGUGUGCCGCCGCAGUCGCCGCACUACGGCGAUUAGCAGUUAAUACGCUUCACCAUACUGAAGCGCAAGGCUGGCCGACUCAUACAGAAGCGCUACAUCUCCAAGUACAUCUAGGGAUGAGGCGGGAUUCUGAGCACGUGCCACCGCAGAGAGUCAGUCAGCUGGGGAAUUAUUUAUCACAGCUCCCCAUGUUUCUUUUUGUUAACUUUUUUGUUUGGGAAAAGCAACACAAAGGAUACGGAGAAGAUCAAGGGGAAAGUAAGGAGAAACAGAAGGCGGAGCCAAGCAACCACUCAACCAUAUGCUCACCCAUAUGGUAUGGUACAUGUGUGUACGUGCAACCGACUGCAAUGCCAGCGCCAUUCUCCGGCUACGAGUAUUUAUCACGACGACUGGCCCCAAUUAGGUCGGCUUUGGCCUACCCCCUCCCGACCCCCCUUAAUACGUACAAAAGCAAAUUAAAUUUCACUAAAGCCCCCACCCGCCCUUCUUCGCUCGUUAGAUUUAAGGCCUAGACUAAUAGUUGCCCGCCCGCUAGCCACCAGAACUUUCUCCAUAAAAGUUCAAAUUGAAAAUGGAAAUUCAUAAAAUUUCUUGCCACACACACACACGCAUGUUUCAUCUUCGUCCUUGGGCAGGAGGCGAAGGAGUGUUGCGUAAUUGCAUAUGUAUAUCAAGCUAGUACUUAAACAUUAAAUUGGACUUGAACAAAGUUCACACAAAAAGAGCAACAUUUAAGCAUAGAUAACAGAUAGCGUAGAGAAACUAGAUAACCACAAGGAGGAUAACGAAUACGUGUACGAGUAUAUGACGAAUCGAAUGUGAUUUUUGUAUAGAGACAAGAAUUUUAAUUUAAUCCAUUUUUAUCGAAUACUAAAUGCUGAUGUAAAUUACAUAAAAAUGAUUCGUUGUCGCGUAAUUGCAUUAUAGAUAUGUAUACUAAUUAAUUUAGCUUAACUUAAUUAUAACUAAUAUUAUAUUGAUUAACAAAAGGAAAAUUCAAACACACAGAUUGAAAUGCAACUACGUUUGAAAUUUAA